CUACUGUAUCUGUUAGUACUUUUGGUCAUUGAUAAAUUUUAUUUUGUUCUGAGUAUCAUCACAGUUUAAAAAAGAACCCCUCCAAAAUGACCGGACAGUGUAAAAAAAGCAGAUGUCAACGUCCGGGUUGUCGUUAUCCUGUUGAAAGCGGCAUGCAGUGCGACGAGUGCAAAGGCUGGUACCACGAAGUUUGCACGAACCUAACGCCUGCUGCUUUCAAACGGUUCAGUAAAAAGGGUUGUGUGUGGCCUUGUCAACAGUGCUGCUCGGAUGCAAACAGCUUGCUAACCGAGGCCAUCUCACUGGUUGAUGCUGCAAAGAAGUGUUUUAGCAAGCAUAGCCGGAACGCGUCAAACAGCACUCGGUCUGUCGACACGCAAAUCAACGUGAAGGAAACUAAGGUUAGUCCGGUGAUAGAUGACUCACGCCCGUCAAAGAAGGAAAAGCAGUCUCCAAAUAGGCCUGCCUUAAAAAAAAGCUCAAGAAAAGUAGGGUCUUCUGUUCCCCGUCUCCCAGAUGGGAUCCAACAGGAAACACCUAGGAGCCGCAAUCGCAAGGCUCGAUCGGUUUCAAACGGUAAACAUAACACGACCCCUCAGGUCGUCGACUACCUUCCAAAACCCAACACUAGGUUUGACGCAACUGUUAUUGCUUCUACCAGCACCGUUGACGAAUGGGUAAAGGUUGUAAGGAAGAAAAGCAUUGAUAUAAAAGGGAAACCUGCCCCCGUAAAAGUGGCUGAAAAAUCGAAAGCUGAUCAUAGCGACAGAUCAGCUAUUUUUCAUAGAAUCAAGGAGAGCGAUAGCUCUGAACCUAAAGCUUGUUUUGAGCAUGACAUUGUACUGGUUAGGCAGCUGCUUAAUCAACUCAUGCCUCAAAAUAUGACCGGGGUCACCUUGCUAAAGGUGUACAGACUAGGGAGUCUAACGGACUCGAAACCAAAUCAUUCCAGGCUGCUUAAAGUAGUAUUCGGCUCUUCGAACGAACGUGACCUAAUUUUACAAAAUGGACACAGAUUAAAGGGUUCAGGAGUCUUUAUCCGAAAGGACCUACCGUUGGCAGACCGUGUUAAAAGACGGGAAGCCGAGAAAGAACUACAACAUAGGUUAGACGCUGGCGAAAAGGACCUGAAAAUUGUAAAUUUUCGGGUUGUAAGACUUCGACAGAGAAUGAUGCCGAAGCCACUCUGGGUGAAGCACGAAGGCACUUAAAGAGGCUUCGGAUCUGUUACACCAAUGCACGAAGCUUACUUAAUAAGCGAUCGAAACUAGGUGUACAGAUUGACUCUACAAAGCCAGAUAUAAUCGCAGUAACAGAAACCUGGCUGACACAGGCUAUAGAUAGUAUAGAACUUGAUUUCGAGGGCUUUACGUUAGUAAGGGCCGACAGAACACAAAAGCGCAAAGGAGGGGGAGUAGCUCUAUUCAUUAAGAAUGCUAUCCCAUUUACCAUUAUCGAUAGUGUAUCCCAUGAGAGUGGGACGUGUGAAUUAGUUAGUCUUCGCUUAAAAUGCAAGGGACAAGAGCUGCUGAUUGGUUUGGUCUAUCGUAGUCCAAGCUGUGAGGCAAAUGAGAUCCUGUUAAGCAGUCUCAAUACUUGGUCCCAAAGUGGUCGAUGUCUAAUCCUAGGGGACUUUAAUGCACCUAUGGUAGACUGGGAAAAUCUGCGAACUAAAUCGUCGGAGAAUUCUUUCGAGCAGGAACUAGUUGAUGGGGUUAUCACAUGUGCUCUAGUGCAACAUGUGAAAGAAGCGACAAGGUACGACCCAGACACUGAAUCAUCCUUAUUAGGUCUUAUACUGACUCACUAUGAGGAUGAUGUUGCGAACCUCCAUCAUAUGCCACCCUUAGGUAAAAGUGACCACGCAGUUUUAACUUUCGACUUCCAUAUAACUGCCAGUCACGAGCACGCGUCAGUCCAGUCCACACCCAACGUCUGGAAAGCAAACAUACCAGACAUCAUGCACUCAGCAUCGUUAAUAGAUUGGACAAUAGACCCAGAGUCCUCCAUUGAAACGGCCUGGGACACAUUUCGAAAUUCAUACUUAAAAGUUACCACACCUCACAUCCCUUGGACUAUACCAAAGGGGCCGAAAAACUCACCACCAUGGUUCAGUAGGGAGGUCCGUAUCCUUCUCCGUAAGAAAAGGAAAAUGUGGGACAGAUUUAGGUUACUGAGGACUGAUGAGUCAAAAUCUCAGUAUCGAAAGGCUCGGAAUACUUGUGCCUCGACCCUCCGUAAGUCUAGAAAAUUGUACGAAGAAAAACUUGUUAAGGAAUCCAUAGAAUGUCCUAAACGCUUGUAUUCCUAUAUAAACCAAAGGACAAGGAGAAAAGGAAAUAUUCCUGCUCUAUGGGGAGACAGUACUGCUUCAUCAUUAGUGGAGGACGACUUUGGUAAGGCUCAAGCGUUCUCGAACUACUUUAGCAACGUGUGUACCAUAGAAGCGCCCUUCUCGUCAGCGUAUACAGAUCCCCCCAUACAUACACUGGAUAGUGUGACCAUUAAAGAACUCGAUGUCUUUGGUCUGCUAAAUAAGCUUGGCAUAGGUAAAUCCACGGGGCCCGAUGAAUUACAUCCUAGGCUACUGAAGGAAUUAUCUAACUUCGUCGCAAGCCCUUUAAGUACAUGCUUUAACCUAUCCGUUACGCAGGGUCGCUUACCGAAAGAUUGGAAAAACGCCAUAGUAAGUCCUGUCUUCAAAACAGGCACGAAACACAAACCUGAGAACUACCGCCCCGUUAGCCUAACUAGUGUGGUUGUUAAAAUAUUAGAAAGGAUUAUUCGGAAGGAGCUGUUUAAGUAUCUCGAUAAAAACCGGAUCCUCUCGGAGAAGCUGCACGGCUUCAGAAUAGGUUAUUCUUGUCUCACUAACUUAUUAGUGGCUCAUGAAAGCUGGUGUGCUCUUAAGGACCAAAAGCUACCUGUAGACGUCGCCUUCAUUGAUUUCAGUAAAGCUUUUGAUAAAGUUCCGCACAACCGGCUGUUAUAUAAGUUAAGAAAAGUCGGGAUUAGAGGCAAUUUAUUGAUGUGGAUAAAAGACUUCUUAGUUGGGCGUCAACAAAGAGUUCGGGUGAACUCAAAGUUAUCUAGCUGGGAAACUGUGCUUAGUGGAGUGCCCCAGGGUACAGUUUUGGGGCCAGUGCUAUUCCUCUUGUAUGUAAAUGACCUUCCUUGUCUCCUAUCAUCAUCGGUCUUGCUAUAUGCUGACGAUGUCAAGAUAUGGAGAACGAUACGAUGUAAGAGUGAUAGCUUAGAACUUCAAAAUGACCUGAAGAAGUUAUCUGAAUGGUCUCAAACAUGGCAGUUGCCGAUAAAUACUUCCAAGUGUGUUGUGAUGCAUAUCGAUCAUCAAGGCACAGAUACAUACACGAUGAAUAACACUGAGCUGCCUGUCGUCCAGACAUAUAAUGACUUAGGAGUUAUCGUUAGUCAAGACUUAAAGACUACUGCACACUGCCGUGCAAUAGCCGCCAAAGGUUUUAGAACGUUAUGGUCAAUACGUAGGGCUUUUAGUCAUGUCGACGCUAAGACGUUUUUGACUUUGUAUACAGUGUUCGUUCGUCCUAAACUUGAGUACUGCAUACAAGCGGCUAGCCCCUGCUUAAAAAAAGACAGUGAGCUCCUGGAAAAGGUUCAGAGAACGGCGACUAAGCUGGUUCCCGGAAUAGCGAAGCUUCCGUAUGAAUCUCGACUGGCCAAGCUGAACCUUUUCCCGUUGUCAUAUCGCAGAACUAGAAGCGACUUGAUUGCAGUCUACAAAUUGCUUAGUGAUAAAUUUGCACCUGAUAUGCCCUCAUUUUUCUUGUCUUCCAAAACAGAGAAUUUACGAGGACACUCCAAAAAAGUUCACAAACCGAGAACAAAUUACUUGUCAGCUGACUAUCGACUUUCCCAUCGAAUCAUCAACGAGUGGAAUUCACUACCUCAGUACGUGGUUGAGGCUCCAGCCGUCGACUCUUUCAAAAGAAAGUUGGAUCAACUGAGAGACCACCAUUGUCAGGACUAACAUAGGCCAUCGAGCCUCCUGUCCUUCCCAAACUGAAACUGAAUAAGUUCGUGACAUUCCACUAUAAACCAUAAGGAGCCGUAAUUAAACAAAUUGUUCUGCCCUACAGACAUGGGUGGAUUGAAUUUAUCUUCCCACCAUCAUGUUUGCUGGUCAGUAACGCCACCCGCCCUCCCUUUGUGAUGUUAGGCUCUCUUACGUUUGUGGUAAGUAUGAAUACUGCUUUAAUCAAACCCCAUGUUUGGAAUACACUGUCUCUACUAGGUCCAUGUUACAACCAAAUCAGAUAGUUGAAAAGUCUGUUUUAUGGGUUCGAUGUCCACAUAGUAUAUCACACUGCUAUGAAAAUAACUAAUGGUUUAAAGAAGUAAGGACUAAUAGCAAAUCAAAAGAUAUGAGAGGGUAUAAAAUUGUAGAAAAAAAGGCAUGACUUUUAGGAAGAAUAAUAUAUAUUUAACCUGUAGAGAUUUGAGAACUGAAAGCUAGGGUUAGGAGCACAAGGCCACGAUCAAUAAACAAUGAAUAAUAGGAAAGGAUAAGCCAUAUAUUCUGUGAUUUGGUUAUAUUCAUAUUAGUAACAGUCGAACUUGUUAUAAUCUUGUUCUUUCUAGAUACUAGGCGGUCCGUAAUAAAGUGCCUCAAUGGUAGGCGGGAGUUCAAGGAAAUGUUGAAGCUCCUUGGAGUCCAGAAAUAGGGUUAUUAGCUUUUUGAAUCUGGUAAACGUAUCACAGUUACGGGUAGGCAUUGGCAGCCUGUUCCACAAUAAACUAUACCGUACUGUAAAAAACUUACAACGCAUUUGUUUUUGGUGUUUUAUGGUGAAUAGUGUAUAUGCGUUGUUUCUAAGUCUAUAGGCUGGGUCGUGGGUGAUAGUCGGGCAGGAGGUUAGAAAGGAGAGCCCAUAUAUCGCUUUGUAGAGAAAUAUUAAAUUGUUCUUUAGCCUACGGUGCCAUAAAGGUUCUAAAGAUAGAUGCUUACAUCUAUCUGUGUAAUCGAGAUUCGAGUUACAUCCUAGUAGUUGACGUGUGAAAUGUCUUUAAACAUCUUCUACUCUUAUCUUGUCUGUGAUAUUCAUAUUAGAGAAGACAAAAAAGCAGUAUUCAAGGGAGGGUCGUACACAUAUUUUGUAGAGAGUAAGUUUACCCUCUGUUGUGAAAAAGUUUUUCAUUAUAAAACCAAUUAGCCGUCUAGAUUUAGAAAUAAUAGAGGAGGCAUGUUCUUCAAAGUUCAGGCUUCCUGUGUAAUUAAUUCCUAAAUCGUGUACUGAUUCGAGUGUUUGGACUCUACUUUCAUUUAAGUGAAGUUGCGGUUUAUAGGGAUGCUUUCCAAAGUGCAUGAUCCCGCACUUGUUGAGGUUAAAUGGUAAUUGCCAUUUUUCACUCCAUAUAGUUAAGUUAUUGAGGUCCUUUUGGACCUGGGAUACACUUUCGCUUAGUGCCUCAGGCUUAUAGCUGUAUACUAUUUUGAGAUCAGCAUAUAAGUAUGGUUUCCCAAAUUCUAUGGUGUUACAUAUAUCGUUUGUAUACAUAAGAAACAAAAGUGGACCUAAUACGCUUCCCUGGAUGACUCCACUGAUGAUUGGUCUAGGGGACGAGAGACAGUCAUUGUACUUUACCAUCUGCUUACGUUAUGAUAAGAACGAAGCAGAUCACGAGUACAGUGGGUUGUGUAUUCCGAAGGACUUAAUUUUGACGAGUAACCUUUUGUGUGGGUCCUUAUCAAAGGCUUUCUUAAAGUCUAGGUAUAGGACUGAUACGAGGAGUCCGCUAUCUCGUUUCAGAGUUAUAUCAUUCAGGUAGUCUACUAGGCAUGUAUCGCAUGAUCUGAACCUAAGAAAUCCAUGCUGGAGGUCGAGAUGAGAUUAUUAGUUAGUAGAUGUUGGACUACAGCCGCCUUAACU
This is a messenger RNA of Schistosoma guineensis, 5909 nucleotides long. Lineage: Eukaryota; Metazoa; Platyhelminthes; Trematoda; Strigeidida; Schistosomatidae. The record is from the annotation of a GenBank genome assembly.